Molecule: messenger RNA, 2863 nt
Organism: Cervus elaphus (red deer)
Lineage: Eukaryota; Metazoa; Chordata; Mammalia; Artiodactyla; Cervidae
Product: zinc finger protein 154-like
Exons: 4
Coding region: 599-2473 (624 amino acids)
Biological process (GO): regulation of transcription by RNA polymerase II
Cellular component (GO): nucleus
Molecular function (GO): RNA polymerase II transcription regulatory region sequence-specific DNA binding; DNA-binding transcription factor activity, RNA polymerase II-specific
Source: RefSeq, a predicted model, not a curated record
UGGGGUCGCAAAGAGUCGGACAUGACUGAGCGACUGAACUGAACUGAAGAUAAAAUUAACAAAAUAUUUCGUGAAUUUGCACUGGCGCCCUUGGCGUUCUGGGAAAGACGUGUCUUCUUAAUUCAUGGCAUGGAUUCCUUGGCGGUCAGUUGCAAAACGCAUCGCUACCAAUGGUGUUUGGCCCCUUUAAAGGCGGCGACUCACUGCUCUGGCAUGGCUUGGGAGAGGUCAUUCCCUGGCGCCAUAUGAGGUGGACGAAGGCCUUUUCUCCUGGCAACUGGGAACUACAAGACCCAGAGUGCCCAGCGUCAAAGGCGACGCUGCUGAGGCAAUGAUGGCGCAGAAAAAAGCUAUUUCCGCUGGGGAACAAUCCUAAGGGGCGGGACUUCUGGCCUCCUCCUUAAGGUGGACAUUUUAACUCCGCCGGUUCUGUUCUGUAUGAGAGGGCUGGCAGGACCCGAGGGACGGGAACAGGAAGGUCCGAGAGGGGGUACUGUCGUUGCUGCAAAGGGACGGGUCUGAACCUCGGCGACACCGCCUGGGGUCCGCCGCUCCCGGGUCUCUCCGCCUCUCCUAGCCCCGCUACCCCCAGAGUCCGAUGGCGGCGGCGGCGGCGGCGCUGAGGGAGCAGCCUCAGAACUACUCCCUGUGGGCCUUUGUGGUCAGUGUGAACUUUGAAGAUGUAGCUGUGACCUUUUCCUGGGAGGAAUGGGAUCUCCUUGAUGAGCCUCAGAGAUGCCUGUACCGUGAUGUGAUGCUGGAGAACUUGGCACUUAUAACCUCCCUGGGUUGUUGCCAUGAAGUGGAGACCAAGAAGACUUCUUUUGAACAAAAUGUUUAUUUUCAAAGAAUGUCACAGAUCAGGACUCCCAAGGCAGAUCUAUCCUCCAAAAAGGCCCACCCCUGUGAACUAUGUGUCCAAAUAUUGACAGACUUUCUAUACUUGGGUCAAUGUCAAGGAAUACAUUCAAAGCAGAAAUUACAUAGGUCUGGGAAACAGUUGUAUGUCAGCACAAACCUUCAUCAGCAUCAGAAGCAGUGCAUCGGGGAGAAACUCUUCAGAAGAGAUGUGGAUAGAACUUCAUUUGUGAUGAACUGCAAAUUCCAUGUGUCAGGAAAGUCAUUCGUUUUCAGGGUGGUUGAGAAGGACUUCUUGACCAGGUCUCAAUUUCUCCAGCAAUGGGCUACUGACACCUGGGAGAGGUCAAGCAGAACUGAGUGUGAGACAGCCUUUCAGAGGGGAAAAACUUAUCCUAACUGGGGAGAAGUUAGCAAGAAGUCCCACCUCAUUGUAUACCAGAGAGUUCACACCAGGGAAAGGCCAUAUAAAUGCAGUGAAAGUGGGAAGUCAUUUAGCCGAAACUCUACGCUCCUUCAACAUCAGAGAAUCCACACUGGAGAAAGGCCUUAUGAGUGCAGUGAAUGCGUGAAAACUUUUAAUCAACGUUCUGCUCUUCAUCAGCAUCAGAGACUUCACACUGGUUCAAGGCCUUAUAAGUGCACUGAUUGUGGGAAAUCCUUUGCCGAUAAUUCCACCUUCGUUAAACACAGGAGAAUUCACACUGGAGAAAGGCCUUAUGAGUGCAGCAAAUGUGGGAAAGCAUUUUCCCAAAGUUCUUCACUCCUGCGACAUCAGAGUGUUCACACUGGGGAAAGGCCUUAUGAAUGUGGAGAGUGUGGAAAAUCCUUUAGGCAAAAGCCCAACCUUAUUCAACAUUGGAGAAUUCACACUAGAGAAAGACCUUUUAAAUGUGAGAAAUUAUUUAGCAACAAGUCCCAUCUCACUGAACACCAAAGAGUUCACACUAGAGAAAGGCCAUAUGAGUGUGGGGAAUGUAAGAAAUUCUUUAGCAAGAGGUCCCACCUUAUUAUACACCAGAGAGUUCACACUGGGGAAAGGCCAUAUAAAUGCAAUGAAUGCGGGAAAUCAUUUAGCCAGAACUCUACGCUCCUUCAACAUCAGAGAAUCCACACUGGAGAAAGGCCUUAUGAGUGCAGUGACUGUGGGAAAACUUUUAAUCAACGUUCUGCUCUUCAUCAGCAUCAGAGACUUCACACUGGUUCAAGGCCUUAUAAGUGCACUGAUUGUGGGAAAUCCUUUGCCGAUAAUUCCACCUUCAUUAAACACAGGAGAAUUCACACUGGAGAAAGGCCUUAUGAGUGCAGCAAAUGUGGGAAAGCAUUUUCCCAAAGUUCUUCACUCCUUCGACAUUGGAGAGUUCAUGCUGGAGAAAGGCCUUAUGAAUGUGGAGAGUGUGGAAAAUCAUUUAGGCAAAGUUUCCCAAAGUUCUUCACUCCUUCGACAUCACAGAGUUCAUUGGAGAAAAAUCUUACAAGUAAAGAAAAUUUAAGAAGCUGGUUAGCCCAAACUGUUUUUCAACAUCAGAGAACUCACACUGGAUCAAAGCCAUGUGUGAGUGCCAUGAAUGUUGGAAGUACUUUGCAAAAAGCUUCAGAUUCAUUAAACACUUGAGUGUUCAUACUGCAGAAAGGCAUUAUAUUGUAGGAAAUGUUUGAAUUCCUUUACCUACAACUCUAGUCUCAUAGAACACCAUAAUGUUCACACUGGAUAAUAGCCUUGCGGAUGUGACUAAUGUGGGAAAUUUUUUUUUUAUCUGAAACUCUAGCCUCAUUACAUACUGGAGAGUUCACAAACUUCACUCUUAUUUCAUUGAAUACCACAAAGUUCAGAAAUGAGUUGUACAGGGAUGAAUUAUUGGUCAGUAUAACACUGGGGAGAUCCCUUAUGAGGGUGUUGACCUCAUACAUGCACUUAUAUUCCAGGUUUAUGGGAGCUUCUGUUGUAUGGAAGGUGUUCAUAAUGUACAUUUUUGAACCACCCUGAGUCCAGGGAAGAACGCUU